AUGAUAUUAUACUAAAGAUCGAAGCAGGUAUAGGAGAUUUUGUUGUAUUUCCAUCUUAGAUUAAACAAAGCAAUGGUUUAUUCAAUCUUUCAGAUAUUAUGUAUAUCUACGGAAGGUUAGGAUAAGAGCUUAAAAUAAGACUUACUUCUGAUUUUAACUACAUUCCUAACUAUGACCUGUAGGGAAAUCUAAUCAAUAUUUAUUAGAAUAUUUAUUUUGAGCUAAUUUUUUAGUUUAGAUAAUUAUGUCCUUAAGGUACUACUCUUUUAAAAGAUAAUUACAAAAAAGACAUUUGUAUCAAUUGCCCUACUGGUACAUUUAAUUUAGCUGAUGGUUAAAACUGUGUUAAAUGUCCUUUUGUAUGUAAGAAUUCAUAAUUAUUUUUACCUUAAGGUUAUUGGAGGUAUUCUUUAAUGA
Tetrahymena thermophila SB210 is the source of this 417-nucleotide messenger RNA. RefSeq names its product transmembrane protein, putative. The transcript has a single exon. The record is from RefSeq and is a predicted model, not a curated record. Lineage: Eukaryota; Ciliophora; Oligohymenophorea; Hymenostomatida; Tetrahymenidae.